UGCCCUUCUCUCUCAUCUUUCUCUCUCUUCGGCGUCGGCGAUUUUGCGAACCUCAGGGGCUAUCGAACUCAGAGUCAUGGGCGGCGAGUUGAGGUACGAGAUCUCUCAGAACGCGUACAUAAAGCUGGUCCUCCACGCCCUGAAGCACAAAACCUCCGGCGUCAAUGGCGUCCUCAUCGGCCGUGUUUCCUCCCAAAACGACGGCGUUGUGGAGAUCACCGACUCCGUCCCUCUCUUCCACUCCCACCUCGGCCUCCUUCCCCAGCUCGAAAUCUCCCUCAUCCUGAUAGAGGAGUACUAUUCAAGCAAAGGGGAUAACAUUGUGGGUUAUUUUCACGCCAAUGAGAGAUUCGAUGAUUAUGAGCUUGGUGGUGUGGCUAAGAAUAUUGGUGAUCACAUAUCUCGUUACUUUCCUCAAGCGGCCAUUCUUUUGUUAGAUAACAAAAAGCUCGCAGCUUUGGAAAAGUCCAAGGAUCGGAGCCCUGUUUUGCAGAUCUACACAAAGGAUGCGUCCAGAAACUGGAAGUUAGUUGGAUCAGAUGCAGGGCAUCAUCUGACUACUAAGGAGCCAUUAGCAAAUGUGGUUCUGUUGGAUUAUAUUUCAACUGAAAAAUGGAAAGAUCUUGUUGAUUUUGAUGACCACCUUGAUGACAUUAGCAAGUGA
Molecule: messenger RNA, 664 nt
Organism: Morus notabilis
Lineage: Eukaryota; Viridiplantae; Streptophyta; Magnoliopsida; Rosales; Moraceae
Product: ER membrane protein complex subunit 8/9 homolog
Exons: 4
Coding region: 77-664 (195 amino acids)
Cellular component (GO): EMC complex
Source: RefSeq, a predicted model, not a curated record